AUGGGACAGACUGUCGUUACCCCCUUGAGCCUAACUACUGACCAUUGGUCGGACGUCAAAGGCCGGGGGAGCGAUGAAGGUGUAGUCAUCAAGAAAAAUAAAUGGAUGACCCUCUGUGAGGCCGAAUGGGUCAUGAUGGAUGUAGGAUGGCCACGGGAAGGAAUUCUGACAGACGAACCGCCACCCUACCAGCCGACCCCCCCAGCGUCACCUGCGGCCCCGGCGGCUGCGCCCGCGGCGGCCCCGGCUGCGGUGUCGGCCGCGGCCCCGGCGGCUGCGCCUGCUGUGGCUCUAGUCGCGGCGCCGGCUGCGACCUCCCCGGCAGCCGCGCCCCCCGUGAUGACCCCGCUCGAUGAGGACUCGGAGGAGGAAGAAGAAACAGUCCAGUCCCCCAUCGCGGGCCGCCUCAGGGGCCGCCGAGUCGGCCCCCCCACUAAAUCCAAAGCCUUCCCGCUUCGGGAAGGACUCAACCAUCAGUUACAAUAUUGGCCCUUUUCUGCCUCAGACCUUUAUAAUUGGAAACAACAUAAUCCCCCUUUCUCCAGGGAUCCUGUUGCCUUGACCGGCCUAAUUGAGUCCAUCCUAGUGACUCACAGGCCGACUUGGGGCGACUGUCAGCAGCUCCUGCAGACCCUCUUAACAGUGGAUGAAAAGCAGAGAGUUUUCCUGGAGGCCCGGAAGCAGGUUCCGGGCGAUGACUGGAGGCCAACCCAACUCCCAAAUAUCAUCGAUGCAGCUUUUCCCUUGACCCGCCCAGACUGGGACUUCAAUACACCUGAAGGUAGGGAGCAUCUACAUCUCUAUCGCCAGUUGCUCUUAGCGGGUCUCGGAGCGGCCGCCAGAAGGCCUACCAAUUUGGCUCAGGUAAGGAAUGUGAUACAGGGAAAGGAAGAAACACCUGCUGCAUUUUUAGAGAGGCUGAAGGAGGCUUAUAGGAUGUACACUCCAUAUGAUCCAGAAGACCCAGGGCAAGCACCAGGUGUCAUCUUAUCAUUUAUCUACCAGUCUAGCUCAGAUAUCCGAGCCAAAUUGCAGCAGUUGGAAGGUUUACAGGCGCUAGGUUUGCCAGACUUAUUGAAGGAAGCAGAGAAAGUGUUCAAUAAGAGAGAAACUCCUGAGGAGCGUGAGGAAAGGAGAUGGCAGAAACAAGAGGAAAGGGACAAGAAACAGCAUAGGGAGAUGAAAAAGGUUUUGGCCGCCGUUGUGUCUCAGGGACAGCGGAGAGAGGGAGAUAGGUCGGGAGAGCGAAGGAGGCCACCCCUUGAUAAAGAUCAAUGUGCUUACUGUAAGGAGAAGGGACACUGGGCCCGAGAGUGCCCCAAGAAGCCACAAGGACCCCGCCGACCCAAGCCCAAAACCCCGGCAUUCUGCACUGGUGCAGGGGCAACUGGAAACAAGAGGUAUUACUGGACUGCCGAGAGAAAGGUCCAACUGGCAUCAGGGCAAGUAACUCACUCCUUCCUGCAUAUACCUGAAUGCCCCCAUCCACUGUUAGGACGGGACCUAUUAACCAAAUUGAAGGCACAAAUCUACUUUGAUGAGAAGGGACCAAGGGUCACGGGUCCUAAAGGAGACCCCCUACAAAUCCUUGCCCUCAGUUUAGAGGAAGAAUACCGUUUGUUUGAGGCAGAACCCCCGGAGAAAUCACCUGAGGAGCUACAGAACUGACUGAGAGAGUUUCCUCAGGCCUGGGCAGAGACUGCGGGCUUGGGGCUGGCACGCGAUCAGCCGCCGCUGAUGAUCUCACUAAAGGCCUCCGCAACUCCCGUUUCAAUCAGACAAUACCCAAUGUCACGGGAAGCUCAUGAGGGGAUCAAGCCCCAUAUUCGGAGGCUCCUGGACCAAGGGGUGUUAAAGCCCUGCCAGUCCCCUUGGAACACCCCUCUCUUGCCUGUUAAGAAACCGGGGACAGGGGACUACAGGCCGGUCCAGGACUUGAGAGAGGUCAAUAAGCGGGUGGAGGACAUACACCCCACGGUGCCUAACCCCUAUAACCUUCUGAGCACCCUCCCACCAACCCACGUCUGGUACACUGUGCUAGACCUGAAGGAUGCCUUCUUUUGUUUAAGACUGCACCCUCAAAGUCAACUGCUAUUCGCUUUUGAAUGGAGGGACCCGGAAAAGGGCUCCUCGGGACAAUUAACCUGGACCCGGCUCCCUCAGGGCUUCAAAAAUAGCCCAACCCUCUUUGAUGAGGCCCUACAUGCAGAUCUGGCCGGAUUCCGGGUCGAACACCCAACCCUGACUCUGCUCCAGUACAUGGAUGAUCUACUCCUGGUGGCCAGGAGUCGAACCGAGUGCAUGGAGGGCACUCGAGCCUUAUUGGCCAGACUUGGGCAGAAGGGCUAUAGAGCCUCAGCCAAAAAGGCUCAAGUAUGCCGAGACAAGGUUACCUACCUGGGCUACACCCUGAGCCGGGGGCAAAGAUGGUUAACAGGAGCAAGGAAGGAGACGAUAAUCUCCAUCCCCCCUCCUCGGAACCCCCGCCAAGUUCGAGAGUUCCUGGGUACAGCUGGGUACUGCCGCCUUUGGAUUCCUGGCUUUGCCAAACUGGCAGCCCCAUUAUACCCCCUCACUAAACCAGGGACCAUGUUCCAAUGGGAGGAGAAGCAUCAGAAAGCGUUCCAACAGAUCAAGAAGGCCUUACUCGAGGCCCCGGCUCUGGGUCUACCAGAUCUAACCAAGCCCUUUGAGCUGUUUGUGGAUGAGAACUCAGGUUUUGCCAAAGGGGUACUGGUGCAGAGACUGGGACCUUGGAGGAGACCUGUAGCGUACUUGUCCAAGAAAUUGGACCCGGUGGCUACAGGAUGGCCUCCAUGCCUCCGCAUGGUGGCAGCCAUUGCCGUAUUACUCAAGGAUGCCGGAAAGCUGACUCUGGGACAGCCAUUGACUGUGCUGGCCUCCCAUGCAGUGGAGGCCUUGGUCCGACAACCACCGGACAGAUGGCUUUCUAACGCCAGAAUGACUUACUAUCAGGCAUUACUACUGGACUCAGACCGGGUAAAUUUUGGGCCGAUAGUUUCCCUUAACCCUGCUACCUUGCUGCCACUGCCUAGCCCCUCCGAGGAGCAUGACUGUCUCCAGAUUCUAGCCGAAGCACAUGGCACCCGCCCUGAUCUGACAGAUCAGCCGCUUAAGGAUCCAGACGCUGUCUGGUACACAGAUGGGAGCAGUUUCCUGGAGGAAGGGGAACGCAGAGCCGGGGCAGCUAUAACCACCGAAUCAGAAGUGGUAUGGGCAUCGUCGCUCCCGCCCGGGACAUCGGCCCAGCGCGCAGAACUGAUUGCGCUCACCCAAGCCCUCCGGAUGGCAGAAGGUAAGAAGCUCACAGUUUAUACUGACAGCAGAUAUGCCUUCGCCACUGCGCAUGUCCACGGGGAAAUUUACAGACGGAGAGGCCUGCUGACGUCCGCGGGUAAGGAAAUCAAAAACAAAAAAGAGAUCCUAGACCUCCUAAAGGCCCUGUUCCUCCCGCUCCAACUCAGUAUUGUCCACUGCCCAGGGCAUCAAAAGGAUGACUCUGCGGUAGCCAGAGGGAAUCGGCUGGCAGAUCUGACUGCCCGAACAGUGGCUUCCCAGCCAGCAGGAAGCAGCCAGUUGAUGGCUAUACAAGAACCACAGCCUGAGAGAGACCCUGUGCCCUAUAGCCCAGAAGACCAUGAGCUAGCAAAGAAAAUGGGGUCGGACUGGGAACAAAGAAGACAGGCAUAUAUACUAGGGGACCGGAUGGUCAUGUCAACCUCCCAUACCCGAUAUAUGCUGAGAUUCCUCCAUGCAUUGACCCAUUUGAGCAAAAACAAGAUGAAGACCCUAUUAGACAGAGAAAACACCUGGGCAGUGUUGCUGAACCAAGAUCAGGUACUCCAGCAGGUAACUUCUACCUGCCCAGCCUGUGCUCAAGUCAACGCAGGAAAGGUUCAUCUAAACAAGGGGGCCCGCCAAAGAGGCCAUCGUCCUGGUGUUCAUUGGGAAAUAGACUUUACAGAAGUAAAACCCGGACUCUACGGGUACCGGUACCUCCUGGUCUUCGUGGACACCUUUUCUGGAUGGAUCGAGGCAUUUCCAACCAAGAAUGAGACGGCUAACGUGGUAACGAAGAAACUGUUGGAAGAAAUCUUCCCCAGGUAUGGGAUGCCUCAAAUAUUGGGGUCGGAUAACGGGCCUGCCUUCGUCUCUCUAAGUCAGAAGGUGGCCAAACUAUUGGGGGUUGAUUGGAAACUCCAUUGUGCAUACCGCCCCGAGAGCUCAGGACAGGUAGAACGAGCUAAUAGAACAAUCAAGGAGACUUUAACCAAAUUAACACUUGCAACUGGCACUAGAGAUUGGGUGCUCCUACUUCCCUUGGCUCUCUACCGAGCCCGAAAUACUCCUGGCCCACACGGCCUAACCCCUUUUGAGAUCAUGUACGGGGCCCCACCUCCUGUUGUAAACUUUCUCCAUCCUGAUAUUUCAUCUUUUGCCACCACCCCUACUUUAGAGGCACAUCUUCAAGCCCUCCAACUGGUGCAGAGGGAGAUCUGGAAGCCCCUGGCCAAGGCUUAUCAGGAGCAGCUAGACAAGCCGGUGGUGCCCCACCCCUUCCAGAUCGGGGACUCCGUUUGGGUCCGACGACACCAGACCAAGAAUCUGGAACCACGGUGGAAGGGGCCCUACACUGUCUUGCUGACCACCCCCACUGCACUCAAGGUCGACGGGAUUGCUGCAUGGAUCCACGCCUCUCAUGUGAAGGCUGCCAGGGAACCCGACCCAGCAGGAUCCAGAAAGUCAACAUGGACAGUGCGCCGCACACGAAACCCCCUAAAAAUAAGGUUGGCCCGUGGUUCCUCUUCCUCCCCUCCUCUUAAUCUCUGCCUACCCCAGGGGACUAGGGCGGCAGAGAGCCCGCACCUAGUUAAGAGGCUCACUUGGCAGGUCAUCUCACAAACUGGGGAGACGGUCUGGCAAACGACCGCCCUUCACACCCCCUUUACAUGGUGGCCUAACUUGCAUCCAGAUCUCUGCCAACUAGCAGCAGGGUCAGAGGACUGGGACAUCCCUACCACUGACCCCAUGAACCCCAGAGCACCAGACGUCUGUCAGGAUGCGCCCCUCUUUACCCGCUCCGGCACCCCCGAGGGCUACCCCCGACCCAAUUCGGCCAUUCGCCCAAGCACGGCUCCGAAUGCUACUGUAACCCCAGUCACCCUCCAGCCACCCAGGCCCGGUACGGGAGACUGGCUAUUGAAUCUUAUAGAGGGCGCUUACUCAGCCCUCAAUGUUACCAACCCAAAUCGGACUCAGGAGUGCUGGUUAUGCCUAGUCUCCACACCUCCCUAUUAUGAGGGGGUGGCCGUAGUCGGAAGCUUCACCAAUUCUUCUUCACCCCCGUCAGGAUGUGCCUCGACACCUCAGCAUAAGCUCACAAUCUCCGAGGUGUCAGGACAAGGACUAUGUCUGGGGACAGUACCCUACACCCACCAACACCUGUGUAAUCGCACCCAGGCACUUGUUCCAGGACCCCACUAUCUCGUGGCUCCCAACGGGACUUACUGGGCCUGUAGCACUGGACUUACACCAUGCCUCUCCCCCUCAAUACUAGCCAACACGGCCGAUUAUUGUGUGCUCAUAGAACUGUACCCCAAGAUAGUCUACCAUGCACCUGAAGAUAUCUAUGCCCAAUAUGAAACAGGGGUCCCUCGUAUAAAAAGAGAGCCAGUCUCGCUAACCCUGGCCCUGAUACUAGGUGGAUUAACUAUGGGAGGAGUCGCCGCCAGAAUAGGCACAGGUACCACUGCCCUCAUGGAAACCAACCAGUUCAGACAACUCCAGGUUGCCAUGCAUACCGAUAUCCAGGCACUGGAGGAAUCCGUGAGUGCCUUGGAAAAGUCACUCACCUCCCUGUCUGAGGUAGUUCUGCAGAACUGGAGGCGAUUAGACCUCCUCUUCCUGCAGGAGGGGGGGUUAUGUGCCGCCCUUAAAGAAGAAUGUUGCUUCUAUGCGGAUCAUACUGGGGUGGUGAGAGAUAGCAUGGCUAAAUUAAGAAAGAGAUUAGAACAAAGACAAAAACUCUUUGAAGAAUAGCAGGGAUGGUUUGAAGGAUGGUUCGGAAGGUCCCCCUGGCUCACCACCCUCAUCUCCACCCUUAUAGGACCCCUUCUGAUUUUAUUGCUCCUUCUGACGCUCGGGCCCUGUAUCCUAAACAGACUUGUCCAAUUUAUCAGGGAACGCGUUUCUACUGUUCAGACCUUGGUAUUGACCCAACAAUACCAACGACUCAACCAGGUGGAAAUGGAGCCACAUCCCUAUUCUUCCCCAUGAAUGGAGGAUUCCAUUCCCUGAGAUAAGAAAAUGGGGGAAUGAAA
Messenger RNA from Peromyscus leucopus (white-footed mouse), 6341 nucleotides. RefSeq lists its product as uncharacterized. Lineage: Eukaryota; Metazoa; Chordata; Mammalia; Rodentia; Cricetidae. Gene Ontology annotation, molecular function: zinc ion binding; nucleic acid binding; RNA-DNA hybrid ribonuclease activity. Gene Ontology annotation, biological process: DNA integration; virion assembly. The record is from RefSeq and is a predicted model, not a curated record.